CAUUUUCAAUCGCGAGCGUGCCUUUUCGAUCUCGAGGAAUCUUUCAAGGAAAGAGAGCUUCUUCAUUUUCUUUUCACUUUUUCCAUUUUUCAUCUUCUCAUUCAUCUUAAUAAAUUUCCGAUCCGAACACGCUCGAAAUGUUUUUUUUUUUUUAUUGUAAUGCGAUGACUGUGAUUAGAACGUGCGGCGAGGAAUAGAAUUGCCGGAAAUAAUUAAUGACGCGAAGAGGCUAAUUCGAUCGGCCGAGCUCUACUUUGAGUCUUUGUUGGACGCAUAGCAAUGCGUCGUAUAAUGGAGCAUGUAUUAUUAAUCGGAUAAAAAUUGCGGGGAGUUUGCGUUAGCUAAUGCGCGACGAGGAAGAAAGAGAAGUAUGUAUAUGAUCGGACUCGAUGGACGAAACUUUUUUCGAGUCGAUAAUCGCGCGAAUCGUCGUAAAGCUUUUAUGAGAGUAGAUACGAUCUGCAUUUUUAUUUUUACAAAAAGUAGGGUAAAAUUGCUACACACCUCUUCGAACCUCUCUCCUUCUGUCAUUUUUUCUUAGAUCGUUUCUCUUUCUUCGAUAGUUUUACUCGAAAAAAAUGCAAUGUAUGGCACGCUUGCGGAUGAUGUUUUAUUAUAUCUAAUAUAUGACACACCGCGUCAUCCUCGGGAAAGGACGACGUCGCGACGCCACGAGUCGAUGGUUUAUAGAAAAAGAAAACCGUGACCUCGCAACAUAGUUUCGCUAUAGAAUCCGGGUGCAACAGUUUGAAGUCAAGGCAAAGAGUAAAGCGUAGUCUGGUACCUCGAAUCGAUAUUACGAAAAGGAUUAUUACGCGUAAAUAUACCUCCCUUCAAGUUUUUCCCUGGCAUUUGAUCGGCGUGUCGCGCAUCCUUGAUCGCCCGCACUUUUCUUCUCCACCCUUUUUUUCCGACAAGGGCGAUUCCAACGGUUAGUCGCAAUUACGCGCAAUUUAUUAUUUAACGGGAAUAAUCGAUGGCUUAUGGAUACGUGUACCGUGUCGCGAUAGUACAUCCUCCGCAUGACAAUCGUCAUUUUCGCGAUGGUACCGCGACACGAGACAGGAAAAGAAGCCGCGCGUCGUGGCUCCUCGAGUCCUUCUCUCUUUCGGUGCGAGUGAAAAGGCGCGAAUAGUAGAGUCGCGGGAACUAUGCUGGCGAGAUUGAGGAACUUCCGCUGCAGAGUGCCCAAAUGUCCGGCUAUCCGUAUUCCAGGGAUGGAGAAGCCGGAGUCGUCCGCGGGCGGCGAGAGCGUCAUCGAGCUCGAGGACCGGGAUCCUAACAGCCUGAAUCAACAUCUUCAGGUGAUGUGGGACGAUGUGAUCGGGGAACCGGAAGGGAUUCGUAGUCCCGAAUGCGCCUGGCGACUGAGUGGACAUUGUUUCCGUCUCUCCAGAGGAUGUUGUUACGUGCUCCUCUCCGUUCUCGUGGCGCCUCUGCUCGCUCUCUGUUUGGGUUUCACGUUCGCCUGCCUCGCAUUUCAGCAUAUUUGGUGCGUCGCGCCGUGUCUGCGCGUGUGGAAAAUCACAUGCGCGGCGAUGAGAAAUUUCUUGGCGGCGGUGACGCACGCGAUCGUCCGGCCGGUCAUGGAGGCGAUGGGUUACCUCUGCCACAAUAUCCGCAUAUUCAAUCAAAGACUGCCGGACGGUCCUUAUCACAAGGAAGACCUGUUGGUCGUUUAAUCGAUCUCGGCGAAUUAAAUUCGUAUAUGAUUAUCAGAAGUAUUUCGCAUCUUUUUAAACAGGUGAUACGAACAUCAGCGAAUGCGAGGCAUUGAUAAAUAUAGUAUCGAGAUAGAAAGUUACGUAUCCUCUUUCUCUUGCGAGAGAGAAAGAAGAGAUAUUUAAUUCUAUAUAAGAUACUUUCUUACAUCUACCUGCGAUACGCCCAAAUGCAGAAUUGUUACACGAAAUGAAAAAGAAAAUAAUUUAUAUAUUAAAUUUUCAUGUGAAUAUUAAUAACAUUGAAUGCGCAUAUCGUACAUAAUCGGGAAAAUAUAUUUUUGUAGACUAAGUUUUACUUGUGCAGUAAUAGCGUCAAGGAUUCUGUUGAAUUAUAUCCGCAAUACUAUUACAUGUGCGACAAGAGUUCUGCUGUCAAGUAUGUAUUGUAUUAGUAAGUGUGUAAAGGUCUCCCUUGUGUGCUCUUUGGCCUUGUAAAAGUAUAAUAAUUUUAACCCUGGCGCAUGUCUCGCGGGGUAGUUGCAGAUCGCGAGUUGAAGAAGCUUGCGAAGCAAAUUGGUCAAUUUUACGUGAGACAAUCUUUCUCUUGUUCGUCUUUGUUUGAGUUUUCUCGAGUUUAGAAUGCUUUGUUGUGUAUAUUUUAUUAUCGGGGGGAUAAGAAUAAUGAUUCUCUUUCAAGUGAAAAAUAAUUUAAAACGCGAAUUAUAAAAUUGUUCAGAAAAAUUAAUCCAAAAGCUUAAUGUAAUAUAAAUUAUUUUUUAAUAAGAAGAUACAUACAAUUAAA
Messenger RNA from Nylanderia fulva, 2466 nucleotides. Its product is annotated as caveolin-3. Gene Ontology annotation, molecular function: molecular adaptor activity. Gene Ontology annotation, biological process: caveola assembly. The record is from RefSeq and is a predicted model, not a curated record. Lineage: Eukaryota; Metazoa; Arthropoda; Insecta; Hymenoptera; Formicidae. Gene Ontology annotation, cellular component: caveola.